AUGUCGGAACCACGUCCGACAACGCCCAACACUAAAGCGCCGCAAGGCGAUCAUUCGAAUGAAGCAAACACAGAGCAGGACCAGCAACCAGCCUCAGAAGUUAGACCAUCAAAGCUAGACCACACGCGAUCAACUGCAUCCAGUAUUGGGAGAUAUGUUACUGAUCACCUGGGUCUCUCUGGGCCACCGCGGCCAGAGAACGAGCGGCUGAGCAGACUGCCAACUGCGAUGCCGAGAUUGGAGACAGCUAGGAGCUCACAUACCCAGCGGACAGACCGUGGAGGUGUCACUCGCGACCCACCACAACGACCCGAGAAGUCGCAAGAGCAGAAGGUGGAAGUCGAGAAUGAAUACUUCAGGUUGAACCCUUGGUAUAAUCAACAGAAAGACAAGCCAGUUUUCGGAUUGGCAGCCCCCCUUCCGCGUACCGUUCGCAAGGGUAUGUGGUGGGGGCGAGGAGACUUGCAAAGGUCAUUGAGUAAGGAAGAGAGAGGUGAUGGGGAUGGUGUUGGGAGGCAAGAUGGACUUGAAUUCAAUGAUGGAAAGAGCUUCGAUCAUGAUAUCGAACCCCAGGACCCAUUCCAGACCAUGGCGAAUAGUAGCCGCAUAACGAGCACACACCGAAGACCGACCCACCAGUCCGAUGCAUCAUUUCAGAGCCCCGGAGCCUGGCAGCAGAGCGGAGAUAGGGCACCAGUAAACAAUCACGGUCUCGAAUAUGCCAAUGAUGGUGGACAGCAACAACAGUUUGGUAUGCAAGAUGGACUUCCGCCGCUACAAGAGUUAGACACGCAUCAAACGACCGCCUCAGAGAAAGAGGAAGCGGAAAUCAAAGACCACGAGCAGAAAGCUGAACAGGAAUUUUAUAAUCAAUACCGAAACCCAAUCGCCAGGCUACGCGCACAGUACCCACAAGCUCCAGCCGAGUUUCUCGCUACUUUUGUCUACCUCUUCAUCGGCAUCUGCGUCAAUCUUUCUGUUGCUACUUCUGAAAACUCCACUGGCAGUUUCGAAACGCAAGCCUGGGGCUGGUGUUUCGCCGUCAUGAUAGGAAUCUACGUGGCCGGCGGUGUAUCCGGGGCUCACUUGAGUCCCACAAUCUCCAUCUCUCUCUCUGUCUAUCGUGGUUUCCCUUGGAAAAUGGCCAUCGUAUAUAUUUGUAUGCAAAUGUUGGCCGGACUUUGUGCAGGAGGCUUAGCAUACGCGCUAUACCGCGACGCAAUCAUUGCCGUUGACCCUGGUAAGACUCUUGAUAAAACAGGCAGCGCGCUUUUCCCCAAGGGCCCCCAAUUCUCGACCUCGAGCGGCUUCUUCAACGAUUUCGUCUACAUGGCAGUAUACGUUUGCAUCGCAUUUGCCCUCGGCGACGACCAGAAUUCGCCGCCGGGUCAAGGUAUGACAGCCUUGAUCUUUGGCUUCACCGUCUUCGUCACCAUGAUUGCACUCGGCUACAACACCGGCUUGGGCAUCUCACCUGCGCGUGACCUUGGUCCCCGACUCAUCGCCAUGUGGGUGGGCUACGAGGAGGCAUUCGCCACAGGCUACUGGGCCUAUGGAAGCUGGGGUGCAUCAAUUAGCGGUGCGUUGGUCGGGGGGUUCAUGUACGAUUUGUGCGUGUUCGUAGGGGGCGAGUCGCCGGUAAAUUACAGGUGGCCGCAACCGGGGGAUAUCCAGUGGAAGGUUAGGGAAAGGAAGAAACAGGCGAGAGAUCAGAUUGAGCGAAUUGCAUAG
Messenger RNA from Plenodomus lingam JN3, 1731 nucleotides. RefSeq lists its product as uncharacterized. Gene Ontology annotation, biological process: glycerol transmembrane transport; water transport. Gene Ontology annotation, molecular function: water channel activity; glycerol channel activity. NCBI's taxonomy places the organism in Eukaryota, Fungi, Ascomycota, Dothideomycetes, Pleosporales, Leptosphaeriaceae. The record is from RefSeq and is a predicted model, not a curated record. Gene Ontology annotation, cellular component: plasma membrane.